Molecule: messenger RNA, 1005 nt
Organism: Helianthus annuus (common sunflower)
Lineage: Eukaryota; Viridiplantae; Streptophyta; Magnoliopsida; Asterales; Asteraceae
Exons: 3
Coding region: 1-1005 (334 amino acids)
Molecular function (GO): RNA binding
Source: RefSeq, a predicted model, not a curated record
AUGGAGAGGGAAGAAGGUGAGUGUUCAGGUGUGAGAAACAAGCAGCCGAUUGAGAAGCAAUACACAUGGAAAAAUGCCAUGACUUUUUACAUUUCUAAUAUACAUCCAGAAGUAUCGGAUGGGGAGUUCUGGAUUGAAUGUAGGAACUAUGGACAUUUGGUGGACGCCUACAUAGCAAGGAAAAGAGAUAAAUGGGGAAAAUGCUUCGGGUUUCCGAGGUUUGUAAACAUAAUAGACGGUGAGAAAAUGGCGAAGUCACUAAACAACAUUGAAUUCUACGGAUGGAGAGUAAAAACUAAAGUGGCAAGGUUUGUUAAGAUAGAGAAAAGAGCAGUGGAGAAAAGCAAACAAACAUGGGUCAGAAAAGAAAUAGCAGAAACAGAAGUCAAGAUUGGAAAUGAAUUUGAAGAUCGAUCGAGAAUCAAGGAAGGUUUGUCAUAUGCAGAUUCAGUGAGGGGUAUAAAACCACAAGUGAAUUCAGUGAGGGGAAUAAGACCACAGGUAAAUAAGGAGGAGAUAAUGAUAUUUUCAAACGAGUCAGAAGCUUUCAAGGAAUGGAGGAACAAAGCGUUAUUGUGUGAAUUUCAUAGUAUUGAACACUUGAAGAACGCAGAUAAAUGUGUUAUGGAACUGAGGAUUGAUAAAGGUGUGAUGAGAUACCUAGGUGGGCUAAAAGUACUCAUAACGUUCAGUAAUGAAGAAGAUAUGGAAUCAUUAUCAAGCAAGAAAGAGGAACGUUGGAAAGAAUGGUUUCACAUAAUGGGGGUAUGGAAAGGACAGCUAUUACCAUAUCAGAGAAUAGCGUGGUUAAAGAUCAGUGGGGUACCAAUUCAGCUCUGGAUGGGUGAAGUAAUGAACGUAAUUGCAGGGAAAUUUGGAAGAAUUGUCCAAAGUUCGAAAGCAGAUAAGUUGGACUUAAAUCUGCAAUUCGACGUGGUAGUGUUGGUUUUCGGGACAGAUUGUGUUGGAGAGGAGAUAAAAUCUUCAGAAUUUCAAAAAGAUUGA